This is a messenger RNA of Trichosporon asahii var. asahii CBS 2479, 879 nucleotides long. RefSeq lists its product as uncharacterized. The record is from RefSeq and is a predicted model, not a curated record. Lineage: Eukaryota; Fungi; Basidiomycota; Tremellomycetes; Trichosporonales; Trichosporonaceae. The transcript has 2 exons. Bases 1 to 879 code for a protein of 292 amino acids.
AUGUCUAGCGAUUGGGACUAUGAUUGGGGGUUCAAGGCGCCAGCGCCUUCCUCGCCACUCCUACCUCCUCUCUCUCUGCACCAAAGCGACUCUGCUGACAGCAGCUCCGGCACGCAACUCUACCUCUGGGCCUUUGUCGCCGUCCUCCUCGUCCUCCUGAUUGUGAUCGCCGGCCUGCUCUUCCGAGCAUGGCACUUCCGCCGCCUCUUCCGCGCCGAAGUCAUCCACGCCCGCCUCACCGGCGCCCCGGAACCGGUAUACCGCAACCCCUUCCUUGGCGGGCGAUGGGCGCCCGAGUCCCCAUCCGGGGAGCUGAUGGAGGUGCCGACGCUAUGGGACGAGGAGAUGUGCCUCGAGCCCACGCUGCCGUACACGCCGUAUCCGGAGAAGAGCAAGCUGGGCACUGGCACUAUGGACGAGGAGGGGGGAUGGGGCAAGGGCAAGGCUGUAGUCCGGCCUGCGUCUGAUGGCUCGGAGAGAACGCUCUGGGAGGAACAGCUGGAGAAGAGGAAGGAAGACUGGGGUCUGGACAAGGUCCAGCCUGCGUCUUUGCACCGGUUCGAGUACGUCCAUGUGCCCAAGCCGGCCCGCGUGCCCACGACACAGCCCCCGUUCUCGCAGGAGAUGCGCGAUGCCCUCCUCGCUAUCGUGCCCCGGAAAAAGAGGGAGGAGCACGAGGACGUCAUUUACGAGCAGCCGAGGAUAGGUGACGGAGAGCUGAGGGUUGGCGAUGAAGUUGGCGUCGGCGUGCUGAUCGCCAUGCCGCGGCCGACUGGGGAGAAGGAUGGCAACAACGCGGGACAGGCGUGGGGCGAGGGAGAGGGCCUCGAGGCCGCGGGAGAGAUCAGCCUUGGCGUGCUGGAGUGUAAGGCAAUCUAG